CUGGAGCGCCGGCGGCGGCGGGAGCUGCUGCGGCGGGGCCGCAUCUUCAACCCACGGAUCCGCACCAUAGGGAUUGAUAAAGAUGCAUUGGAUGCGCAGGUCAAGGAGAAGAAAAUUCAAGAAGCAGCUGAAAAAGCACAACAUGAAAGAUUUGCUCGUGACAUGAAGAAAAAUGACAAGCUCAUGUGUCUGCUAGAAGAACAACAGAAAAAUGAAAUCAAAGACAUGAAUAGGGCUCUCAUUGAAUUUCACAAGAAUUUUCAGAAGCCGGAAACAAGACGUGAAUUUGACCUGAAUGAUCCACAAGCCCUAAAGAAAGACAGACCUGCUCGAGUUUCAGAUGAUGAUCCUCGGUGUACUAUAUCUGGCAUGCAGAAGUUUAUGGGUGAAGACUUAAACUAUGAUCAAAGGAUGAAGUUUCAAAAGGAGCAGUUAAGGGAGUGGUCUCUUCAGCAACAGAAAGACUGGAAAAAUGCAUUAGCUGACCAAAAAUUGGCAGAUGAUCUUUAUGACAAGUUUAGGAUUGAACUUGACCGAAAGAUUAUGGAGGAACAAAGAAAAGAAGAGGAAAGCAAGCGUGCUGUUUGUACAGCUACUAAAACUUUCAAUAGAAUCCAGGCUGCUGAACUAGAUCAUAAAAAUGAAUUGGAAAAGGCUCAAAAAAUAAAAGAUGACAUGGAUGAAAUUACCUGCCUUCUUCAAGGAGACUUCCUUUCUGAAAACCCUGACCAAGCAAUUGGUCCCUUGGGUAAACAUCAUGUGCUUGUGGAUAGGUGGAAGGGAAUGAAUCAAGAGCAGCUGAUGGAAAUUCGUCAAUUUCAAAAGGAGCAAGCUCUGGAGAAACUGAGAGUAAAAGAGCAGGAGCGCCGAAGAGAUGUUGAAUGGGACAGGCAACGCCUACAGGCUGCAAGGGCCCAGUUGCUUUGGGAGCGGCACCAGCAGCGGCAGAAUCAGGUUCAGCGCCGAGAAUUAGAUUUCAUGAACGCAGAACUCUCUCAGGAGCAAAAAGCAAAGAACAUUUAUCUUAAGGAGGAAGAGUAUUCAAAUAUUCCAACAGAUGAGUAUUACGCACAGUUUAAUACAACCACUCGGUAACGAUCGGGCUAAAUCAGCCUGAACUAUACAGAAGUAUGUAGGCACAUUAAAAUUUUCAGUUGAGCAAUCCCA
Cyanistes caeruleus (blue tit) is the source of this 1167-nucleotide messenger RNA. It is a transcript of the gene RIBC2, whose product is annotated as RIB43A domain with coiled-coils 2. NCBI's taxonomy places the organism in Eukaryota, Metazoa, Chordata, Aves, Passeriformes, Paridae. The record is from RefSeq and is a predicted model, not a curated record.